Messenger RNA from Babesia ovata, 2496 nucleotides. RefSeq lists its product as uncharacterized. Gene Ontology annotation, molecular function: RNA binding. Gene Ontology annotation, cellular component: ribonucleoprotein complex. The record is from RefSeq and is a predicted model, not a curated record. The transcript has a single exon. Bases 1 to 2496 code for a protein of 831 amino acids. Lineage: Eukaryota; Apicomplexa; Aconoidasida; Piroplasmida; Babesiidae.
AUGUCCGCGUUCGUCGUAAAUAAACUGAAUACCGAUGGUUUGUUUGCCUCGGGUUCACGGCUACUCGCAUCCGGCAGGUUUUCGUUCGACCCUGCUCUCGUGAAGAAACGACGCCGCUCUCCGCUGAGCAAACAGUCAGAUAAGUCGAAAACCCGUUGGGAAUCGCAGCAUUCUACGAUGCACGAGCUUGCUAACCUCUCUUCCGACCAUCCGACAAAAGAGGCGCUGCGGCAAGUGAGCCUUGAGGAGUUCAUCAGGCGUAUCGAGAAGCGCCCGGAGCGGAAACGCAUUCCACGUCCUGCGGAGGCACACGAACCUUCAUAUGAUGCCGUGGUGUACCUGAAGGGGCUGCCAUACGAGGCUACUGAGGAGGACAUUCGAAGCUGGCUGUCGGAUUACGAUAUUAUCUGCGUCGUGCUGAUCAAGAACGAGAAUGGGUGUUUCACUGGUGAUGCGUAUGUUCGCUGCACCAACAUCGCAGAGAGGGAUCGUUUGCAGCGGGACAUGUCUGGGAAAUCCCUGGGUAUGCGGUACGUGCCCAUGUACCGUGUGACAGAGUCGGCAUAUAUGGAGUACUACCGGACCGGCUUUCGCCGCGAACCUGCAAAGCGCAAUUACAUCUCCCCUCAAGUGCUAGUUAUGAAGCAUGGCGUUGGCAUAGAGCCAACAGACGUAUGCGGCCUCAAAAGCGGCUCUCGAAUUUGCGGCGUCGUAACUAACAUAUAUCGCAACGGCGUUCUUGUGGAUUGUAACGUCUACGAGUCGGUGGGAGGCCUACGGGAGCGAGUGUUUUGCGUGUUGAUGCGCAACCGUAUAGCGCGUAAUGUUGGUCUUCUGGGUCAGCAGCGCGAGUGGCUGCGGACGAAGGACUUGGUGCUCUUCCCGGGAAUAAAACUGAACCUUUACGUGGAGAAAGUGCGCCAAACCACCGCCCAGUCAUCGUUCGAUGAAGAUUUAUGGCGCGAGCAUUUCGGGGAGCCCUUUGAGUCCUUGAAUGCGUCGUCUUCGCUGCCAAAGCGUUCCAUGGUCUACCUCACCAUGGACUCCUCUGUGAAUGAUGACAAGGUGCAGUGGUGGGAGAGACGUCUCGUUGAUACGUAUGCGAAGUUUACGCUGCACGAUAGUGAGCUCCCCGAACGAAUCCACGACGAAGAGGUUUUCCAGAGGGUGGCUGUUGGCGAUUCGUGGCUGGGUGGCCGUCCGAAAGUGGAACGCAAUGAGGUAGCGGCAGGGCACGUAUCCAUAGGCGGCAAUAAAAGGAUAGUUGAGAAAACUUCAACGUUUGCUCGCGAGGCUGAGGAACCCGAUCCAGCUGACGAUGUAGACAGUCCUGCUUACCACGAGCUUGUGCGCGAAUUUAUGCGUGACUCGGAUAUAGACAAGUAUGGAACGCGGUAUCACGGUUUCGAAGAUGCAGAAGCAGGCUUAGAUUUAACGGAAACACAUCGGGAGUCCACUGUGGAACCCAUUUUACUGAAUGUGGAUUCGCCGAACGAACCAGCCGUAUUUGAAGAUACCGAGAUGUCGGAGGCUGGAAGUUCCGCAUCAACUGAGAUACCGUUUGAUACGUCAACAGGUGCGAGCAAAGUGUCAUUCCAACGAACCAAAGUUUUGAGUAAGACACCGUCGUUAGGAGUUGGAAGGGCAAAAGGCGAAGGUGAAACCGGCGAGGCUCAUUACUUUGCCGAUCGCGAAAUUGAUUCGCCACCAACGUCGCUGAUGCCAGCCGAUGCAUUAGACGGGCUGAAUGUGAUAGAGGAUCUGCGUCGGAAAACUGCUGCAGAAGAACUGAAGGUACUCCCGCGCACAACUCUCUUCGACGAGUGCAUUCAGCUUCCGGGUAGCGGCUGGCUACUACGGCGCUCUGACGUUCCCAAAUUGGCGGAACCUCAGGUGGUUGCCAUAUUACGUCAACUGGGCAAGGAGGCAGUUAAGGACGCUGAAAACCCUGACUUUGAAAAUCGCAUGUUGUUGUUCCAGGUGAUAAAGGAGCAAGGCCUCGGCACGGGUUUAGACCCCAAGACGCUGAUCGCCAAGGGUCUGUACAAGGUUAAGCAGUCGAAGAAGAAGCUGAAGCGGAUCAUCGAGCUAACAAAGAAUCUAACGGGUCGGCGUUUCACCAGGGAGGACCUAGACGCGGCGUCGAAGUCGGAACUACAGAUGUUGGCCGAGGAAUCGCUGCGCAAAUUCUUACAGUGGAACCCGGCCGCCGAUGUAAAGCGUGUGUUUGUCGACAUGUAUGGCGGUACCCUAUCGAAUCUGCCCGAGGGUGCCAACUUGGACGAGCGUUGGGACGCGCUCAAAUGGCACAUAGUGCUUGAGAUAUACGGCGAACAGAGCGACUUGAAGGAGAUACUCCGUGAUAUUGAGGAGAACGAUCGCAUGCUGGGCCAGCAGGUCAGAUCUCCGUCUGACGUUCUGGGUGACUUGGUGAAAAGCUCCAUAGAGGACAUGUGCUCUGAGCGGCGUACCGAGCAUGAGCCGCCAUCCACCUAG